AUGCCUGUCGUGAAAGGCGGUGUCUGGACAAAUAUUGAAGAUGAGGUCCUCAAGGCUUCUGUCUCGAAAUAUGGACUCAACCAGUGGGCCCGUGUCUCCUCUCUCCUCGCGCGCAAAACACCCAAGCAGUGCAAGGCAAGAUGGGUCGAAUGGCUGGAUCCCAGCAUCCGGAAAAUUGAGUGGUCGAAGGAGGAGGACGAAAAGCUGCUACACCUGGCAAAAUUGAUGCCAACACAAUGGCGGACUAUUGCGCCUAUGGUUGGCAGGACAGCUACACAGUGUCUAGAAAGAUAUCAGAAACUACUGGAUGAGGCUGAGGCCAGAGAGAACGAUGAGUUGGGGUUGGGUGGGCCGGCUGGUGGUGAGAACGAAGCGCCGAGUGCGGACGAUGUUCGACGAUUACGACCUGGAGAACUGGACCCAGACCCAGAAUCUAAGCCAGCACGCCCUGACACCAUCGAUCUUGAUGAGGAUGAAAAGGAGAUGCUCAGUGAAGCACGUGCAAGACUGGCAAAUACACAAGGAAAGAAGGCGAAACGGAAAGCGCGUGAACGCCAGCUGGAGGAGUCUCGGCGACUGGCAUUGCUACAAAAGCGUCGAGAGCUUAAAAAUGCAGGUAUCAAUAUUAAGAUUACCAAUCGGAAAAAGGGCCAAAUGGACUAUAACGCCGAUAUUCCAUUCGAAAAGAAAGCUGCACCAGGUUUCUAUGAUACCCAAGAGGAGAAAGACCAUAACGAAAGGCAGAGAGAAGCUUUCGAUCCCCGAAAACAACAGCUAGCUAACAAGCGGAAGGGUGAUCAGGAAGAUGAUAUGCAGAGGAAGAAACAAAAAAGCGAUAAGCCAGGUCCUUCAGCAGCAUUUGCCGCAGCAGCGAAAGCGGGGCAAAUGCAGAAAAUUCGAGAAGCCGAGCAAAGCAGCAAGAGGAGGUCCUUGAAUCUACCAGCGCCGCAAGUGGGCGAAGUAGAGCUCGAAGACAUCGUGAAGAUGGGAAUGGUUGGGGAACAAGCCCAUCGGUUAGCUGGAGAAGGCGAUAAUGAGGCUACAAAAGGAUUCAUCGGCAACUAUACGGGCAUUGUAGGAGGAACGCCGAUUCGAACACCAAGAGCUCCGCCGCAAGAGGACCAUAUAGCAAACGAGAUCCGCAACAUUCGUGCCUUGACUGAAACGCAAUCAUCGCUAUUGGGUGGGGAGAACACGCCUUUGCAUGAGGGCAGUGGGUCUACUGGAUUUGAUGGUGUCACUCCACGGAAGCACGUUGUAGCUACCCCGAAUCCUAUGGCAACGCCAAUGCGUCAAGGUGGUGCAAACGGAGUCGGAGCAACGCCGAUGCGGACACCAGGAGGCCCGGGAGCCACGCCUUUGCGAACUCCCCGAGACAACUUUGCCAUAAACCAAGAUGACCCUGGGGCAAUGCAGCUAGUUGGCAACACACCACGGGAAGUCAAGCUUCGAGAGCAGGCUUUGAGAUCACAACUCAAGUCGCAGUUCGCGGCAUUGCCCAAGCCAAAAGAGUUAGACUUUGAGCUCGAACUGCCUGAGGAGCAGCAAGAAUUCGACGGCGAGAUGGAACUCUCCGAAGAGGAUGCCGCAGAAAGGGAUCGACGGAACCAAGCUAUCCGUGAAGCAGCUGAGAGGGCAGACUUCAAACGCCGGACUCAGGUAAUGCAACAGAAUUUACCACGGCCCACAGUCGUCGAUGUCGAUGCCCUUCUCAAGGCCGCCAUGGAAGUCUCUGAUCCAGUCCACGCAAUGAUCGCAGAAGAGAGUGCGCUUUUGAUUGCUAACGAUGCAUACAAAUAUUCAUUAUCCGCUUCGAAAGUACAGGGAGCAUCGAGACCCCUAGAGGUUUUCGAUGAUGAUGCAUUGGACAGGGCGAGGUUAGAAAUAGCACUUGAACUGCCAUCAGGCGAUAAAGAGAGACGCCAGCAGGAUUUUGAAGCAUCGUGGGAGAAGCUGCAUGAGGCUACCUCAAAUCUACUCGGACUGGCUGGUUAUGAAGAGGAUGAGGUCGACGAGCGACAAAUCUUGACCGAUGCUUUCGAUCAGGUUCAAGCAACCAUUGGGGAUGAUGCAGAAAAGGGUAAUAGGUUGGAGAAGAAACUUGCUCUCCACUACGGAGGCUACCAGCAGCGAGCUAAGACUCUACGGCAGAAGAUCGUGGAGGCUUCUGGGGCAUUGCAGGAUGAGAGAGUCCAAUUAGACUCGUUGCGGACGUUGCAGAUUGCGGAGGAAGCCGCGCUGCCUAGGAGGUUAGAGUCUUUGCAAGACGAAGUGGCUUUUGUAAAAAAGAGGGAAAAGGAGGCGCAGGAUACGUACAGAACGAAGAUGGAAGAGCUGGACGGAUUGACAAAUGGGGAUGGCCAUGUCAAUGGGGAUCACUGA
Letharia columbiana is the source of this 2382-nucleotide messenger RNA. RefSeq lists its product as uncharacterized. NCBI's taxonomy places the organism in Eukaryota, Fungi, Ascomycota, Lecanoromycetes, Lecanorales, Parmeliaceae. Gene Ontology annotation, biological process: mRNA splicing, via spliceosome. Gene Ontology annotation, cellular component: Prp19 complex; spliceosomal complex. The record is from RefSeq and is a predicted model, not a curated record. The transcript has a single exon. Bases 1 to 2382 code for a protein of 793 amino acids.